Messenger RNA from Hyla sarda, 1323 nucleotides. RefSeq names its product tyrosinase-like. The record is from RefSeq and is a predicted model, not a curated record. The transcript is spliced from 4 exons. Gene Ontology annotation, molecular function: oxidoreductase activity. NCBI's taxonomy places the organism in Eukaryota, Metazoa, Chordata, Amphibia, Anura, Hylidae. The coding region runs from base 1 to 1323 and encodes 440 amino acids.
AUGCUAGUUCUUGGUGUGGUCCUGCUGGGCCUCGCUGCUGCUGCAGAUGCAAGACUUAUCUUCCCCAAAGAGUGCGUCAAGGGCGUAACCAAGUUCCCGGUGGUGUGCUGCCCUAUGUUCAAUGGGUCUCAGUGCGGAGCGGCCUUCAACAGGGGGAGUUGUUUGCCCGUUCCGAGCAGCAGAGCCGUUGAAGUCCCCAAUGUGAAUUUAGAUGACAGACAUAAUUUUCCGGGAUAUUAUUUCACUUAUAUGUGUCAAUGUAAAGAAAAUUUUGACGGCUUCAACUGUGGUGGUUGUGCGUUAAACCGAGACGGCGAUAAUUGUGAAAAAACAAUCACUGUUAUGAGAAGAGACGUUCGGCAGAUGAGCCCGCGGGAACGGGAACUCCUUUUCGCCCAGAUAAAUUACUGCAAAACCAAAAUAGACCCGGACUCCAGCAUCCUGGUAUCAGGGGAUCGCUUCCGCUCAUCGACCUUCGAUUUCAGAGACGCCUCCUAUUAUGACAUCUGGUGUUUUAUCCAUUAUUACGCCACAAAACCGUUCAUCAACAACACCCAGGAAAACGUCAUCUUAAACUACGCGCACGGCAGCAGCGGCUUCCUCACCUGGCACCGCCUUUAUCUGUUGUAUCUGGAGAAAAGUAUUCAGAAAUGCAUGAACGAUCCAUCCUUUGCUCUGCCGUAUUAUGACUGGGGGAGAGACCCAAACUGCUCGGUGUGCACUGAUGAAAUGCUCGGGGGCAACAACAACAAGGGGCAAAUCAACAAAAACAGCAUCUUCUCCCACUGGAAGAUGGUUUGUGGAAAUUUUGAUUAUGAAGCAACAUAUUGUUUAAUGUCCGACAAUACCUGUGAACGUCCAUCGAUUUACCGGAACCCCGGCGCGGCACCGGGCUUUGAUAAACCAGGUGCUCUGGAUAUACAGCGCUGCCUGGACCUAACCAGCUACGACACCAGGCCGUACACCGCACAAUCCAGACAGAGCUUCCGAAACUGCCUAGAAGGUUGGGUGGACAGGAAUGAUAAUCCAGGAACUGCGAUGCACAAUCUGUUUCACGUGUUCUGCGGGGGAACAAUGGCGCAAGUCCCCAUAUCCUGCAAUGACCCCAUGUUCUUUUUUCACCACGCAUUUGUUGACAAAAUAUUCAAUGUAUUCAUCACAACGAGGGGUCUCACCAAAAACUCGUAUCCCGCCGACAACGCCAUUUACGGGCACGGAGCUUAUAGCUGUAUCUCGCCUUUUCACACCUGCUAUAGGCAUCGGGACAUGAUGGUUCCUAGCACCCAGUUGGGUUAUACCUACUCAGUGUUUAAUGGUUUCUAA